AUGCGAAUAAGAAAAGAGUUAGAAAGAUUUUGUGUAAUUCCAUUACUUAAAAUUAAUAAAAUAUCACUAUUAAGAACAAUAUCAAAUCGUAGUAUAAGUAAUAACAGUAGUGUAAACAUUAUCAGCAAUGGAAGAACAUCUAAUAAAAAACCUAAUAUUAUUAUUAUUAAUUCAAUUAAUGGUGGAAAUAUAAUUUAUCCACCAUCACUAAAGCUUAUUACAAAUACUACUACAAGAUCUUAUUCUUCUGCUACAAAUAAAUCAUCUUUUGAUAAGCGUAAUAUUUCCAGGCAAUUCACGUGGCAAAGUUUUGCAGUAUUCAUUGCGACUGGAAUUGGUUUAUUUUUUUAUUUCAAAUCUGAGAAAGAAAAAAUGGUGCAAAAAAAGAAUGAAGCAAAAGAAAAUAGAAACAUUGGUAGUCCUAAAAUAGGUGGACCAUUUGAAUUAUUAAAUCAAGAUGGAAAAGUUGUUACUGAUAAAGAUUUUCUGGGAAAAUAUAUUUUGGUUUAUUUUGGUUUCACUCAUUGUCCUGACGUUUGUCCUGAAGAGUUGGAUAAAAUGACUGAAGUUACUGAUGCCAUUAGGAAUGAUCCAGAAUUAAAAGGGAUUGUCAUAACACCUAUUUUCAUAUCAUGUGAUCCACAUCGUGAUACAGUUGAAGUUGUUCGGGAAUACCUUAAAGGCUUAACAGGAUCAUUUGAGAAGAUAUCCAAGGUGGCAAAAGCAUAUCGUGUCUACUUUAGUAAACCACCAAAUGUUAAAGAAGGUGAACAAUACCUAGUUGAUCAUUCGAUAUUUUUUUAUUUGAUGAAUCCUAAUGGUGAAUUUGUUGAUGCUUAUGGUAAGAGUACGAGUGCUAAAGAGGUUUACAACAGUGUCAAAAAUCAUAUUAAAGAUUUUACAAAUUCAAGUACACCUAUUCCAAAUGCUAAGAAAAAGUACUUGUGGUCAACUGUGCCGUUCAUCAAAAAUAAAAUUAGAAUUGUUAGAACUGCUGAUAACAAAUUUUUUGAUAGAUGGCCUUGGUUUGUCGGGACCACUAAUGUGGAAAAAAAUAUUAAUAUUAAAGUCAUUAUACUCAAGUUGGAUAGUGGAUCACGACUCCCUAAUUCAGAUAGAGUUCCGAACAACGCCCGCAAACUUAGAGUUAAUGCAAUACAAGUAACUAAUUUUUUUGACAAAAAAACCUCUAAUGUCAGAAGAAAACUAUGUCAUGGUUUAAACAAUGAAAGAACAAAAAUUCAUUUUAGUCAUGUAGCAGGAAUAACAUCAUAUGGAGGUGCACCACCAGUUGAAGAUGUUACAAAAGAAUUAUUUCGCAAAAAAAUUAGAAUAAAUUGA
Entrophospora sp. SA101 is the source of this 1341-nucleotide messenger RNA. The record is from the annotation of a GenBank genome assembly. NCBI's taxonomy places the organism in Eukaryota, Fungi, Glomeromycota, Glomeromycetes, Entrophosporales, Entrophosporaceae.